Messenger RNA from Photinus pyralis (common eastern firefly), 2142 nucleotides. RefSeq names its product neuropilin and tolloid-like protein 2 (gene Neto). Gene Ontology annotation, molecular function: protein binding. The transcript has 9 exons. NCBI's taxonomy places the organism in Eukaryota, Metazoa, Arthropoda, Insecta, Coleoptera, Lampyridae. The record is from RefSeq and is a predicted model, not a curated record. Bases 327 to 2069 code for a protein of 580 amino acids.
GGAACGGUAUUACCUGCACUACGAAUUCAUCACGUAACAUGAGGAUUAUGUCGUAUACCUUAUAGUGAUCAAGUUUGUUUAAUUAGAUGUGCAAUUAUCGGGAAUUAAUUAAUUAUUAGGCAUUAUUUAUUUUAGUAAAUAAUGAAAAGGGCGUUCAAAUUUCCAAUAGGCAGUAUUUCGAGAUGGUUUUUAAUUAGCAGAAGUCAUUGCGUAAAGUUUUCUGUGAUCACUUCAUAGAAAUUGUUAUUCACCUUUGUUACUUUCAAGAUUAUUUAAAUAUAGUGUUGUAUGUUGUUGUUACGAGUGAGUGGGUGUCGAUUUUCCUAAUGGUAUCAAGAGGAUGUACUGCGCUGCCUUUACUAUUGGUUGUCGCGACGAAUCUGGUUCAAAUUUCCAUGUUCCAAAGCAAAGCAGAUGAUCAUAGCGAACUGACAACGAUGUAUCCUGAAUAUCCACAAAGUGACAUGGACAAUAUGCAUCCCGUAUCAGAUAUAAAUGAUCCUUGCCAUAAGUUUGAAAAUCCAGAUUUUACUACGAAGGAAUUUACUAGUCCCGGAUAUCCAGAGAUGUAUCCUAAUCUAACCAAAUGUGUCUUAGUCUUGAAAGCGCCAAAGAAUCACGUAAUAAUUUUGGACUUUAGAGAAUACUUCGAUUUAGAAUAUAGCCAAGAGUGUAAAAAUGACUUUUUAGAAGUACGUGAUGGACCACACGGUUAUAAUGAUUUAUUAUACGGACCAUUCUGUGGAACGACUUUUCCGCCUGAAAUUACCUCUACGGAUAGAUAUCUUUGGAUAUUCUUUCGAUCAGAUGAAAAUAUCGAAGCGAAGGGCUUUAGAGCUGUUUUUAGAUAUCAACUGAGAGAUAGUAGUCUCAAGACGCCCGAGUUGAGAGAGUGCCGAAUCGAUCGGGUGGGUUUAGAAGAGGGAAUUAUUAGCAACGCCGAUAUUCCCACCGAUGUUAAGGAUUACAUUACCGAACACAGUAUGCCCGUUGACUGUCUUUGGGCGAUAACCGUGGAAUCAACAAAAAUGGUGCAGAUCGCGUUCACUGACUUUCAGCUAUCGAAACCUAACGACUGUGAAAAUAAUUUCAUCGACGUCUUCAGCAAUCGAACCGAUUUGCCUUCCAGAUUAAAUAAUUUCUGCGGUUCCGUUGCAGACAUCGUGUCGUCAAAGAGUCACAUUAUGUUUAUUAGAUUUUUUGCUCGGCCGAAAGCGUACGAUUCGUCUUUUAAAGCAUUAUUCACAGCGUACAGAGAUGUCGAUAAAGUCUCUCAAAAAUGUUUAGCGGAUGAAUUUGAUUGCGACGACGCUACUUGUAUAGCCAAGGAAUUGGAGUGCAACGACCAGAAGAAUUGUCGCUCACAAUGGGAUGAAGAAAACUGUCACAAAACUGUAAGCGCUCCAUUCUCCGAACUGCGUGUUAUCGUCAUAAUGGUAGUCUUCUGCUUAAUUUUGGCAGGAAUGUGUCUCACAUUUAUCGUCAGUUGCAUUAAGAAGCUAAUAAGUGAUCAUCGCAUCAUCCAGGAACACAUUCGUCAAAGCAGAGAGCAACAAUUGGACGAGCUCGGAAAGCAAGAGGAGAUGGAAAAGAAACACUCAAAAAUCGGAUCUCAUUCGGAUAGUACACAUUCGUCGGAUUCCCAACGCUUUACUAGCGCAAAUGCCAUAAUGGCUGACACCUCCUGCUACGUACCAGGCGGUGAUAUAUUGCCAAUAUUAAUUCGUAGUGAACACGGUGUUAGCCCAAACGGUGAUAUUUAUUCACAAAACGGAGACGAGAUGCAAUUAGAAAUGUGCGACAGCGCGUGUCAAACGAGGGAGAGUUUGUUCUUUCCUCACGACUAUAAUUCAGAACAUAGUUCACCCGUUCACAGCAUAACUUCACAUUCAAAGCCGAGCCCCCCAGCGCCGUUUAGUACGUUCGGUUAUAAAAAGGAGAACAAAUAUCGCGCCGAGGCGAGAAUAGAAAUGGAACGAGUUGAGCCUAAACCUCACGUGGACGAUAAAAGACGUCCCUAUAGUGUUCAAACGACGAAAUCCGCACCAGACGUCAUAGUGACCCACUGACAUAUGCCUUGCGCCGAGUGGGAGCCGUAUAAAAGGAGACACCCCCGGCAUGAUAUGAAGAACUCUCCUAAAA